CGGCCGGAGCCAUCCGAGUGGGAAAUCUGUAGCGAUCGGCUCGCGGUUGCCAAAUCUGACGCCCCCAGCCGGGACCCGAGGGCGGUGAUGGCAAGCAAGGAUGCUGCCAGAAGUGCCCCCGCUACUGGGGCUGGAGGAGAUGUCAUUGCCCAGGCAGCUGGCGGGGACACAAGCCCUGGUACCUCAGGCAGGGAUCCGGCAGCUUUGGCUACUUUCUAGGGAGAAGAGAAUGAGCUGGUGUGCCAGGGUGAUGCCAGGGCAGUGUGUGCUCUGUUAGGGAUCCCUCCAGGUAAGGACUGUGAGCUGAGUAGUCCUUUGUGAAAGGAAGCCAGCAGUCUUGUUCCAGGGCUUGCAUAUUUCCCGUGUGUGACCUGCCUUGGGAAAGAUUACAUUUAUGAGAACAAAUGGAGAACCUGUGAUUUUGAGAUCUUCUUUCUAAGGAACUUCCUUCAAUGGAUAGAGAGCCUGUAUUUUACUCAGCUGUGUUUGUGACACUUAGGCAGUAUAAAGAAAACCAACAUCCCUGACCCUCUCCACAGGGAUGCUGCUUGGUGUGGUGCAUCCUCGAGGAGAAAUGCCUUUGGUCCCCUUCUCCUCAUAGCCCUCGGUGGAACAGAUUACAAGAAGGUCUGCAGAAGGAAGGGGUUUCUCACUUCAGUGGUGGUCUCUUGAAAGCCAGAACCACUGAAGCUUAUACUGAGUUUGAGGUAGCUCCAAACUCAUUCUGAGUGGACAUUCAGAGCAGCAGAGCUGGUUCCUGGAGAUUUUCCACUCCGCUUUUGGCAGGAAGUGAUAGCCCCAAAUGCCUUGACACAGUUUUACUUACAGGUAUGUUCAGUGUUUAGAAAAGGAACAGCACUUCAGCCAAAGUCCCCAUAAAUCAGACUAAUUUUCUGAGACAAAGGGAGGCUCUUAAUAUGAACAUUUAUCCUGUGUGUUUCAUAGCAUCAUUUUGGAAGUAGAUGUCAACCAUGUGCAAGCCCCAAUCCUUGCAGGAUAAGGCCUUCCUGCAUUUGGAGAGCACGCCCUGUGUAUCUGUAUGUGUACAUUCACAUGCAUACUUCCAAAGAAGAUCCUGCUCUUAAUGCUUUUGAGCAGAAGCACUACAUUUAAUGACAACAUUCUCCUGUGACAUUCCUUGAGUGACACAACGAGCAUCAUCACAAUAGUGAGCAAACAGUUUUUGCAGGACAGAACAGUAUCUUUUCAGUACAUUCCCUUCCAAGAGGAUACCAUCUUUUUCUUUGAAUCCUGAGCAACAGCAUUUCAUGCGACUCUGUUUCCCCAUGCACUUGGAAGAGGUGGCUUUUCCCCUGUAAUUUCCCACUCUGUUGACCCGUCUCAGUUGUUUGGCUACUGUGCCACAUUUGCAUUGUUCAGGGCCUCCAGCAGCCUCGUGGCAGCCUCCUGCAACUCUUCUUCCUUCACUGCCUUCCCAACAGACAACAGCAGCUUCAGUGUCUGCAGCGAGCUCUGCACCUGGCUGUCUAGCAGCCUGAGGAGGAGAUCCUCGAUGUCACUGUUGGGCAGCUGCUGGCCACUGGCUGUCGCCUCUGUGGCUUCUGGGCCAGCAGCCAGCAUGAAUCCCCCUCUCUUCUGGAGAAACCUAGAUUGUCUCAACUUGAUUGGGAGUGAGAGCUGGAGAGGAGGGCUGAGGUGGUCCUCAAAGGAUCAUUUUCUUGAAGAUAAGUCCUGCAAAGUCUCCUUUUUGGCAAGUGGCUUCAGGUGCCAUCUGAAGCUAAUCAGCUUGGUGUGAGUGGCCCCUGGAAGGUGGGCUGGCCCUGGCUCUCUCCUCUCUUCCCUGCCUUUUAGCCUCGUUUCCCAUUUCCUCAUUUUCAGGGCUCUCCCUUUUACCUGUUACUUGCCCAGGGCACACCUAAUCUCCAGGAAAUAGCUAAAUAACUCACCUUAAGAAAAUACUUUUUCUUAAUACAGCGGUAAAAAGAAAAGGUGCAGAAGUUGGGGAAGAAAGGAUGUCCUGGCAUUUCGGAACAUACGGGUCCUAGAAAGAGACAAAUAAAGAGACAAAUCUAGUGAUAAACUUCAGUGCUGGCAUCUUGCCAGCCCUUAGCAAUGGCCUCGCUGUCGAGUGACAUCCCUGCAUGAAAACCCCUGUGUCAUUUGGGCAUCCUCUGAACCUUGUGAGAAAUUCAGUGGUUUCUUGGUCAUCUCCAUGACCCAGGGUGUGAGAGGAGGCUGGUCCUAGGGUCAUGUGUGGAUGCAAUCAGGUGUGAGAGAGGAUGUGCAUGAGCACAUGCCUUGUCUUCUCUGCAGGAUUGCUUCCCACCUCUCUCCCUCACCACCUCCUGAGUCUAUUCUCUCCCAGUGAUCAGGUCCCAUGCCGGCCAGGUGGGACCCCCAUCCAGCCACCCUGCUAUUGGGAAUCGCAGUUGGCUUUACCUUGAGGGAUGACUCCAUGGUUUUCAUACUUGUCCAGUGUCUGGACCAGUGAGUUCUGGCAGCCGUACAGCUCACGGAGAUGGCAGGCAGUGCUGGCUUGGAGGGUGAUCCGGAGGAACUUGAAGAACUGGCGGUACUCCUGGUUGGAGAGUGGCGUUCCUGCCUGCUGUGCCUUCGUCCCCUGAGGACCAACUAUGCAGACCCAACCCAAGAGCACUGGUGAAAAAUAAAGUGCAGGGAGUCACAGGGAGAAGGAAGCGCUAAUCACGCCACAUUCAGAAGAGCUGGAGGGCUGAAUCCAGAUCUCUGUUGCCUUUUCUGGGUGCAGGAUCCAGCAUGUGGGAAAUGCAGUAACAGACUACAGAUGGUGGGUCCAGACCUGGGGAAAACCUGCUCCAUCCAUGUUGAAAGGGGUGUGGUAUUUUGGGGACAGUACUUGGCUGAGGGGCCUUCACCAUAGCUCUGGAGAUUCAAAUCUUGAACUGGGAGAAAUCUCUUGGAAGUCAUGGCUUAAACUGGGAAUAUUGCUAUGCUGUCGGGGCUGGAGCAAGGAGACUGUUCUAUUUCAAGAUUUUUAGCCUCUGCAAAUGUUCUUCCUCUGGCUAAGUAGGUCUUUAACCAAAAUCCUCUCUCAGACCUCUUUCUCCUGCCUCCUCUGUUGCUUCACUGGGCCAGCUCUUUCCUCCUGGCCAAGUCUAGAUCUCUGUGCUUCUGUCUCCUUUAAUGCACCCAAGUGUCCCUGUCUCCAGUCUCCACCUCUGCUCCAGCCUGUGCCUACCCAUCCAGCUCUGACUGCUCCCCAGCUCCUAGGUCACUACCAGUACCAGUGGAUGAAAACUGGCAAAACUGUAAGCCUUGGGAUCUUUGCACCAGAGGUGUUGGAGGGUGUUCCCCUCCCUUCCUUUUGCCUCCAAAGUGCCCAAGCUGAGGAGCGAUGGGGAGGGGUGCAGAGCAGCCACUUCAGCUGCCCUUCCUCACAGCAGGGCUUGGAGGAGAGAUGUUUCCUACUCACCAGACAAAACCAGGUAAGCCCUCAUAGCCGACAUCGAGCUGUGAGCAGGGCCUGCGACAGGCAGGGCCGACAGUCGGGGCCCAGUGUGCUGUCAGAGGUGUCACCUCCACUUCUUCACUGGUGAUGUCAUAGCCAGCUGCAUUCCCAACACUCCAUCCUCUGUUGCUCCCGCUUCCUCCCUCCUUGCCUCCCUGAUGCCUCCCUCCCCCUGUUUCCCCCUGACAGGCUGAGUGUGGUCACAUUGGUAUUUGUGCACAAACUCCUGCUUACUGCCAGCUCUUUGAAAGUCCAUCUGGAAGGAGGCCAUUUUGAUGGAGCACAGGACAAAAAAUUCUGCCUUCGGACUGCUCCUGUCAAUAAAUGUGUGAGCUGAUCAAAAUCUUGUCUUUUGCCCAGAUCUGUGCGUGCUUGGCUGAUCCACUGAGAGCAACUGAGCGAGGUACUCCUUCAGUGAAGGCAAUAAACAGGGUUCCAGACAGAGGCAAAAAGCAGCCUGGUUGUGAAGGUGGCAUUUUUACUCCAUCUGCAGAACGGAACUGCAUUACCUACAUUAUAUUCUCCUUUAGUUCACUGGGAAGAAAGGUGAUGGGGAGAACAGGGUUUGAAGAAUCAAUAUUUUUCUUAUACAAAACUUGUAAGGAGGCAUUUUUGGUCUGGGAGUGCAGCAGGAGGAACAUCCAGACACUUGAGAGAAGGCAGCAAGCUGGCAGGCAGCUCUCAGUGUGUGUAGUUGACCUGUCUGUGCCACAUGAGAUGGCCCUGGUUAUCAGACCUGAACAGAGGUGUCACAGUGUGCAUGGCAGGACAGAAAGUGACCCUGACUCAUGUUUCUGGGUGUCAUUUUCCUAUAGUCUAUGUUGCUUCCAGCUCUUAAACACUUACCCUCCUGAAAUCUCAUUCUACAGCACUGCUACUAUGAUGGGUAUUUAUUAUGUCUGGUUUCUUUCCUCUGAUCAGGACCUGCAGUCCCCAGGUUGGCUUUAACCUUUCAGAUGGAGUGAAGAGAAACAACCUUUUGGUCAAAAGCAACUAAAUACGAGGACAGUAGAGAGACUGCUCACAAGGUGACAGGACCAUGGGUGACAUGCAGAACGGCAGCCUUCAUCAGGAAAGUCCUGUGAGAGCUGAAUUGCGUCUGUGUUCCCCCAGGAAGCUCACAGGAGAUACCUUGCAGGACACCAAUCAAAGACAAGACUGCAAGCAGAAGCUGGAGAUGGAAAGUGAGACGGAGGCAUCUUUUGCAAAGAGACAGGGAAUGGUAACUCCCUACGGGAUGGAAAUCUGGGAGUGUGAGGACAGCGGUAGAGGCCACAUCAGCAAGGUUAUCCUUGCUGGGGACAAGCCUGGCCCACCCAUGUGUGGGAAUGGUGCCAUUUGGAUUCAGCAGGUGGGAGAGAAAACCUAUGAGUGUCGCGAAUGUGGGAAGAGCUUCAGCCGGAGUUCUUACCUGAGCCAACACCAGAGGAUCCACCUGGCAGAGAAACCCUUCAGCUGCUCCGAAUGUGGGAAGAGUUUCACCCGCAACUCGGACCUGAUCAAACAUCAGCGGAUCCACACCGGCGAGAAGCCCUACCAGUGCAACGAGUGCGAGAAGACCUUCAGCCAGAGGUCCAACGUGAUCAGGCACCAGCGGACCCACACGGGAGAGAGGCACUACCUGUGCAACGAGUGCGGGAAGAGCUUCAGCCAGAAUUCACAUCUCAUCGUCCACCAGCGCAGCCACAAGGGUGAGAAACCCUUUAAUUGCCUCCGGUGUGAGAAAAGCUUCAGUGACCGUUCCUCCCUGAUCAUACACCGGAGAGUCCACACGGGAGAGAAGCCCCACAAAUGCCAAGACUGCGGGAAGUGUUUCCGGGACAGCUCAGCCAUCAUUCGGCAUCAGAGGAUUCACACGGGAGAGAAGCCAUACGAGUGCACCGAGUGUGGGAAAACCUUCCGGCAGAGCUCCUCACUGGUGACCCACACACGGACGCACACGGGCGAGAAGCCCUACAAGUGCCCUGUGUGCGGGAAGGGCUUCAGCCAGAGCUCGGCGCUCACCACUCACCGCCGGAUCCACGGCGGAAAGGCCCUGCCCAUGUACCACCACCUGCCUAACCCCUACCAGUGCACCGAGUGCGGCCGGAGGUGCAGCGACCACUCCACCCUGGCCAAGCACCAGAGCACACACGCUGAGGAGCGGCCCUUCAUCUGCGUGGAAUGCGGGGACAGCUUCCAGCGGAGCUCGGCUCUCAACGUCCACCUGCGGAUCCACCGUGGGGAGAGACCCUACAAGUGCGAGGAGUGCGGAAAAACGUUCAGGCACAGCUCUGCCCUCGGUGCCCACCUGAGGAUCCACGCAGGAACCAAGCCCUACGAGUGCGGCGAGUGCGGGAAAAGCUUCCGGAAAAGCUCAACGCUUAAAGUGCAUUUGAGAAUCCAUGCGGCCAAGACACCCUAUAAAAGUGUGGUGGGUAGAAGGGUGUUCGCUUUCCGCUCGCUUCUGCCAUAAGCCUGGAGUGGGUGUUCAGAGCAGGAUACUAAAGUAGUGUUGGGGGUACCUUAAAAAGGUGGGUAAUGAGAACCACGGUGUGAAGAGACUGGAGAAACAGUAUCUCUGGUGUUAGGGUGGGGUGCUAAACCCCAGUGUCACAAAAACCAUGAAGAGGUCUGGAAACAGGGAGUUAGUCCUAACAGCUGAGUCCUGGUGGUUUAGGAAGAGUGUGAGGAAUGAGCACCAGCUUCAGGGUAAAUCAGGGGCUGAGAAUACGUGGUAGGAUAACAGCUGGGAGAACUGAGCUUGUAAAAUACAACAAAAGUGAAGAUAAUAAUAAAAUGUUUCAGGUUGGUUCUGGCUCAAAACUUUAGCUUGUUAGACACUGUAGUAGUCUUAGGAACUGAACUCUUAUUUUUCAUGAAUAUAGUAAGUUUACCCUUGUUUGACAAGUUUAUCCGUGUUUGACAAGGCAUUUUCAAAUCUUUUGAGUCUGAGACUUUGGAGCUGAACUUCAGUCUAUUUUGUCUUUUCCAAAUUUUAUGUGGGACAAUGAGUUCCUACCUCAUGACAGGUGAGUAUGUACCCAGAAAACGUGGAUGUGGAAGCAUUUCCAGUUGAAAAGCAGCCCAUUAAUAGUCUGUGACAGCUUCUCCCAGAUUUCUUGUUGCUGAUUUGAAACUCCUUUCACCUUGGGACAUCAGUGAAACAUGGAAAAAAUGUGGCCUUAUUUUAUUUAACCAAAAAACAGGAUUUUCCCCCUAGAUGUCCUAGUCUGAAAUGUUACGUGGCUGAGUUCUUACUGCUGGUCCAGAGACUGACUGCAGUUCUGUAGUCCUUUUUAUGCUACUCUUCUUUAGCUCACCGUUGUUUGAAAAUUAUUAACAUAUAAAGUUCAGCAUCUAACAGUUAGGAACGAUUGUAUUUGCAUUUAUUACUAUGCCAGCGACUGUGUAUUACAUAAACCUAUAUUGCAAUGUUUUGUUACUACGUGUUUCCAUCCGAAAUAAAACUUUUUUUUUUUUUCUU
Myiozetetes cayanensis is the source of this 6914-nucleotide messenger RNA. Its product is annotated as zinc finger protein 501-like. Bases 4488 to 5903 code for a protein of 471 amino acids. NCBI's taxonomy places the organism in Eukaryota, Metazoa, Chordata, Aves, Passeriformes, Tyrannidae. Gene Ontology annotation, biological process: regulation of transcription by RNA polymerase II. Gene Ontology annotation, cellular component: nucleus. The transcript has 3 exons. Gene Ontology annotation, molecular function: RNA polymerase II transcription regulatory region sequence-specific DNA binding; DNA-binding transcription factor activity, RNA polymerase II-specific. The record is from RefSeq and is a predicted model, not a curated record.